Argiope bruennichi is the source of this 1963-nucleotide messenger RNA. Its product is annotated as major facilitator superfamily domain-containing protein 6-like. Bases 201 to 1922 code for a protein of 573 amino acids. NCBI's taxonomy places the organism in Eukaryota, Metazoa, Arthropoda, Arachnida, Araneae, Araneidae. The record is from RefSeq and is a predicted model, not a curated record. Gene Ontology annotation, cellular component: membrane. The transcript is spliced from 4 exons.
GGCAUUUCAACAGGAAAAAAUGAAAUUAUUCGAUUUAUUUUUGUUUCAGCAUUUUAAAUAUUUAAUAAAAUGUGAAGAAAGGAAAAGGGAGGAUCGUAUACAAACUUUUAUAUUUCAUGCAAAAUGUGAAGAUAUAUUUUAUUUUCAAUUCAUCUUUACUUCACCAGGAUUAUUCCAUAAAAAUUUAAUAUCGCUAUAGGAUGGCCGCAGAGCAAAAUAGCAAGAAUGUGGAUGUAUAUACUGUUCCCACUACAGAAUCCAUUCCCCAAGAGAAAGCCGAUAAAGAGAAAUUCUGGCACAUCGACAAAGAAAUGCUACGCUUUAAAGCGCAUUACUUUCUGUUCGCAGGAGCUUUUGGCGCUUGCUUGCCUUACUUAACAAUUUUCGCUCAGAAAAGGGUUGGAAUUUCAGCUUCAGCACUUGCUGCAAUCCUGACGACUCAGCGAUGUGUCUGCAUCUUCACCAAGCCAUCGAUUGGAUACGUUUCCGACUACUUCAACAAACUGAAAGUCAUCAUCUGUACUCUUUCAGUAGUCUCAACAAUUUUUUUACUUUUGCUUUUAGUUGUACCAAAAAUCGAAAAAGGGGAAGAAAAUACAACUAUUCAUCAUGCUGUAGAUAAUAGUACGUGUUAUGAGCUUUCCGACAACUCUGAAGCAUACAUAAAAUGUGAAUUUUACCACAAUGACAGCUCAGAAUUCACUGAAAUUCAAUACUUUAAUAAAAGCAAAGAUGAUUGUUUGCGUUUUCAGUCAUUGCAGAAUAUGUCAGAUUUUCUUAACCAUUGUUCCGGAAAUAAGAAGAAUCAUGAAAAUGAAAGCAAUAAAUCUGAGGACAUCAAAGUUUUGAUAGAUAAAUUAAAUACUAUCUCUCCUCGAACUAAUUCUUUUCUAUGCCAAGUGUGCAAUCUUGCUGAGAAAAGCCAGAGUAUGAACUGUGAAUAUCUGAAGUCUAGUACAAACAGAAUUUCAAUUAAAGAAACGCGUCUAAGUGAUUUUCAGAGAUAUCAGUUUUGGCUUUAUGCAUUUAUUUCGACAAUCACUACAGUAUUUGGCAAUAGUCUUUUUACUCUAACUGAUACAGCAUGUUGUGAAAGUGUUCAAAAAAGAGGCGCUCAAUUCGGUCGCCAAAAUCUUUGGGGCUCCAUUGGUUGGGGUUUGAUGUCUCCCAUAAGCGGACUUCUUAAUGAUUAUACUGGCGACUUUUUGGCUUCAUGGCUUUUGAGGGCAGCCAUGUCUUUCGUGUCUUUACUGAACAUGACUAAACUCGAAAUAAUAAAACCUAAUUUUUCGAAAAAUCUUAUGAAAGAUGUUGGAACAGUCUUAUCUUCAAAAGAAUUCCUUGCUUUCAAAUUAUGUGUGUUGAUGAACGGUGUUGGAACAGGAAUUAUGUGGUUUUAUUUCGUCUUGUUCUUGACAGAUAUCGGGGGAAGUCGUUUCCUUUGUGGAAUGGUCAGUUUUGUCCAGUGCUUUUUCGGCGAAAUUCCACUCUUGUUCUUUUCGGGUUGGAUAAUUAAAAAGAUUGGUCACUUCAAUGUUCUAACAUUAGCACUGACAGCCUAUACCAUUCGUUUUUUCUGGUAUAGCCAGUUGCAGAAUCCUUGGCUUGCUCUUCCUGUAGAAGUGCUGCAGGGCUGUACAGAGGGUUUAUUUUAUUCUAACAUGGCUUCUUUUGCCAAGCUUAGUGGUAAACCUGGAACAGAAGCAACAACUCAAGCAGUGUUAGUCACAGCUCAUGAAGGGUUAGGUAUUGGUAUCGGAUGCGUGAUAGCCGGACUCGGUUUCGAUUCUAUAGGAGGCCACAGGACUUUUUUGUACACAAGCAUAUACAUGUGUUGUGCAGUGGUUUUAAGCCUAAUUCUACAUUUACUCGUAAGAAAACAAAAACGCAGCAUUAGUGUGACUACAGAUAUAAAUGCAUAAUAGUUUCUUAACAUUUUUUUAUACAUUUUUUUCUACCUCAC